AGACACCUUACAGCGUAAAAUGGCCGCUCUACCGGUGUCGGAAGUUCAACGUAUCGUUAACCCGCCAUUCCGAUAUCCCUGCAAUGAUUCAAACUCUCGUCACAAUGCCCCAAACCUAUCGUUUGAAAUGUCAAAAGCCGCCAAGCACUCCAUGGAUUCACCUCUCUCAAUUAACAAAAACGAUCUCUCGUCCCGUUAUGGUCCGCCAGACUCAUGUUCAUAUGCUCCUAUCGUUGAAUCUUGUAAAUGUCCCCGUUUUGGAAAACAGAUUCAUGCCCACUCCUUUAAAACUGGCUUCUGCAGGAAUGAGUUUUUAGAAACUAAGCUGCUGGAAAUGUAUGGUAGGUGUAGUUGCGUUGAGGAAGCAAGGUUGUUGUUCGAGAAAAUGCCACUAAGAAACAUUUACUCCUGGACUGCUAUUAUUACUGUUUUUGCUGACCAUUGUUAUCUUGAGGAGUGUCUUUCACUGUUUCAAGAACUACAAUUUGAAGAGAUUAGCUUGGAGUAUUUCAUAUUUCCUGUGCUUUUGAAGGCUUGCAGCGGUCUGGGUACGCUAAAACUGGGAAGGCAGUUACAUGGGCUUGUAAUUAAGAGUGGGUUUAUUUCGAACAUUUAUGUGGGCAAUGCUCUGAUAGAUAUGUAUGGCAAGUGUGGAAGCUUGGGAGAUGCCAAGGAAGUUUUAUCUAAUAUUCCCCAAAGAGACUGUGUUUCAUGGAAUUCUAUUGUCACUGGUUGUGCAGCUAAUGGUCUGGUCUUUGAGGCAUUAGAGUUGCUCAAAAAUAUGAUAUUAGAUAAUUUGUCACCUAAUCUUGUAACUUGGAGUGCAGUGAUUGGUGGAUUUGCACAAAACGGGUAUGACAAAGAAGCUUUGGAGUUGCUUCAUAAAAUGCAGGCAGCAGGGUUUAAGCCGAAUGCUCGUACCCUGGCAAGCAUACUGCCUGCUUGUGCCAGAUUGAAAACAAUAAGCCUUGGCAAGGAAAUCCAUGGCUAUACAACCAGGCAUGGAUUCCUGUCCAACCCUUUUGUUAUUAAUGGGUUGCUUGAUGCAUAUCGGAGGGGUAGUAACAUGGGUAGUGCUCUUACCAUCUUUUCAAAGCUUUCAGAGAGGAACCUAAUCUCUUUCAAUACUAUGGUUGUUGGGUAUUGUGAGAAUGGUGAGGUCGAUAAAGCAAAGAAACUGUUUGAUCAGAUGGAGCUUCUUGGGAUCAACAGAGAUAUUACUACGUGGAACUCAAUGGUUUCAGGUUAUGUAGGAAAUGGUAUGUUUGAUGAAGCUCUGCAGAUGUUUAGAGAUGUCCAGAUGGAAGAACAAAUUGAGUCGGACUCUUUCACCUUAGGGAGCAUUCUCGCUGUCUGUGCUGAAAUGGCUUCUCUGAAACAGGGAAAGGAGAUACAUUCUUAUGCCAUCCUUAGAGGCCUACAGUCUAAUCCCUUUGUGGGUGGUGCAUUGGUAGAAAUGUACUGUAAAUGCAAUGAUCUAGUAGCUGCACAAUUGGUUUUUGACGAGGUAUUCGAAAAGGAUACAGCAACAUGGAACGCUUUGAUCUCAGGCUAUGCCCGUUGCAAUCAAAUGGAGGAGGUUCAGGAACUUCUUCAUAACAUGAAAAUAGCUGGGUUUGAUCCAAAUACAUAUACCUGGAAUGGAAUUAUAGCAGGUUAUGUGGAAAACGGCCACAAUGAAUCAGCUCUACAAGUGUUCUCUCAUCUGAAUGCCUCAAAUUUAAGACCAGAUGUUUACACGGUAGGCAUAGUUUUACCUGCCUGCUCAAGGUUGGCAAGCAUUGAGCGAGGCCAGCAGGUCCAUGCCCAUGCGAUCAGAUGUGGCUUUGACAUCCAUAUCCAUAUUGGGGCAGCCCUUGUGGACAUGUAUGCCAAAUGUGGAUGUCUAAAGCGUGCACAGUUAGCCUUCAAUAGGAUAUCAAAGCCCAAUCUGGUGUCCUGGAAUGCCAUGCUUGCUGGAUAUGCUAUGCAUGGAAAAGGAAAGGAAGGAAUCACUCUCUUCCGUGAAAUGCUGGCUCAUGGUAUCAGACCAGAUGCUGUGACCUUCCUAUCUGCACUAUCUUUGUGUGUUCAUGCUGGGUCUCUUGACCUAGGCAAACAGUACUUCGAUUUGAUGCCUCGUUACAACGUGGAGCCUUCAGUAAAACACUACACUUGUAUGGUUGAUCUCCUCAGUCGUGCAGGGUGUCUUAGUGAAGCUUAUGAGCUUGUUAAAAAGAUGCCUGUGGAACCUGAUUCUGUGACAUGGGGUGCUUUGCUUGGUGGCUGUGUUAUCCAUAGGAAUGUUGAAUUAGGGGAAAUUGCAGCAAACUGGCUAAUCAAAUUGGAACCACAUAAUACUGCAAACUAUGUGCAGCUAGCAAACUUGUAUGCUUAUGCAAGGAGAUGGGACAAUCUUGCCCAGACAAGGCUGACUGUUAAGGACAGAGGAAUGCACAAGAGCCCAGGAUGCAGUUGGAUCGAAGAUAGAUAUCAGAUCCAUGUGUUUCUUGCCUGUGAUAGAUCUCACAAUAGGACAGAGGAGAUAUAUGCUACAUUGGAUAAUUUGACCCUUCAAAUGGGGUCAGAAGGUUAUAGAACUCAUGUAAGUGGAACAUUAUAGCUUGGUAUUCAUAGCAAGUAUCACAUACAACUGUAUAUUGUAUGCAGCUUUCCCAGAAAUCUCUGAAAAACACAUUUUUACUGA
Telopea speciosissima is the source of this 2686-nucleotide messenger RNA. Its product is annotated as pentatricopeptide repeat-containing protein At2g13600-like. The transcript has a single exon. Gene Ontology annotation, molecular function: protein binding; RNA binding. Gene Ontology annotation, biological process: RNA modification. Lineage: Eukaryota; Viridiplantae; Streptophyta; Magnoliopsida; Proteales; Proteaceae. The record is from RefSeq and is a predicted model, not a curated record. The coding region runs from base 20 to 2602 and encodes 860 amino acids.